Messenger RNA from Trachymyrmex septentrionalis, 719 nucleotides. It is a transcript of the gene Urm1, whose product is annotated as ubiquitin-related modifier 1. The transcript has 6 exons. Gene Ontology annotation, biological process: protein urmylation; tRNA thio-modification. NCBI's taxonomy places the organism in Eukaryota, Metazoa, Arthropoda, Insecta, Hymenoptera, Formicidae. Gene Ontology annotation, cellular component: nucleus; cytoplasm. Gene Ontology annotation, molecular function: protein tag activity. The coding region runs from base 345 to 647 and encodes 100 amino acids. The record is from RefSeq and is a predicted model, not a curated record.
GUACGAGCCGUAGUAGAGGAUCGUGCCAAAUCUCACGUAUAUACAUAUAUACAGCGGUAAGCAUAUGUGUGUGUAUAUAUAUAUACACACGGCGAAAGCUCCAUUUAAUUCGUUUUAUUACGACAAUCGAUCCCGGCCUUCGACGCAUACGAAUGAAAAUUCAUCAGUGCGCCUUUUUUUUCCUCUUCUCUUUUUUCGACAAACCUAACCUGGCAUUCGAUGGCAGUGAUCAUCGCUGAAAGUUCUGCACGAAUUGCAGGAACGCGCGCACGAUAAUCCAAUUCUAACCUAACUAGUAGGAAAGGAGAGAAACGUUCUUUGAACUCUCGGUUUCACAAUUCACGAUGUCUACGGUUGGACUUCCUCUCACUAUCGAGUUCGGGGGUGGAGCAGAGUUGUUAUUUGAUGGAAAGAAGCGGCACGAGGUGGACUUACCCGGUGAGGAAUGGACGCUGAAACGACUGCUAAGCUGGCUGCGGGAUAACCUCUUGACAGAACGGCCCGAGCUCUUUAUGCAGGGCGACACGGUGAGACCGGGCAUCUUAGUUCUGGUUAACGAUGCCGACUGGGAAUUACUGGGUGAAGGCGAUUAUAAACUAUGCCCGCGGGACAAAGUGCUCUUCAUCUCGACGCUGCACGGAGGAUAGAAGGAAUGAAAAUAUGGUUCGAUGAGCAUACCGCCACCACAAAUACGGAGGAAAAAGGGAGAGUCACACAGU